This is a messenger RNA of Durusdinium trenchii, 360 nucleotides long. NCBI's taxonomy places the organism in Eukaryota, Dinophyceae, Suessiales, Symbiodiniaceae. The record is from the annotation of a GenBank genome assembly.
AUGUGGCGUGAGUUUCGCCCUCCGAGUGGCGACCCGGCCAUCGCCGAGGCGCAGGAAGAGCGUGAGGAGGCGCCUUUUGCACGGCGCAGGGGCGGCUUUUUGUUCGGCGCGUGUUCAGGUGGCAAGCCACGGAGCGAGGUUGAAGCCGAGGUUGAGAAUCUGAAGGAGGCUGAAGAGCAACUCCAAAAGUGUAAGAAAGGGAAACAGGCCCGGGUUCAGCAAGCUGAGAAGGAGGCUGAAGAGCUGGCAGCGCCGCAAAAGCGUAAGCAGAAGAGGAAAAAGGGCGAAGCUGAGCAAGCUGAGAAGUGGGAGGAGCUGGCACCCAUAGAGGUGAAGAAGGAGAGCAGAAAGGAGGAGUGA